Messenger RNA from Alligator mississippiensis (American alligator), 3855 nucleotides. Its product is annotated as cytidine and dCMP deaminase domain-containing protein 1-like. Gene Ontology annotation, cellular component: cytoplasm. NCBI's taxonomy places the organism in Eukaryota, Metazoa, Chordata, Crocodylia, Alligatoridae. Bases 99 to 1493 code for a protein of 464 amino acids. The record is from RefSeq and is a predicted model, not a curated record. Gene Ontology annotation, molecular function: zinc ion binding; dCMP deaminase activity. Gene Ontology annotation, biological process: dUMP biosynthetic process; dTMP biosynthetic process. The transcript has 11 exons.
UUGUGUUGCUGAACUGCUUUCUAAUUCCACGUUUUUUCUUAGGUCCUCCUGAUCGUCUGCAGGAAAAAGAAGAUUUGUGCAUCUUCUUAGCACUUCAUAUGGAAAAUUCACCAAAUUGUAAAAUUCCGGGAGGGAAUGAUGGGGAUAGUCAACCAAACACAGGAGGGAAUGAUGGGGAUAAUCAACCAAACACAGGAGGGAAUGAUGGGGAUAAUCAACCAAACACAGCAAUUUUUUGCAAAACUGGGAUUGUCAUCUGUGAAGCAGAAAAACCAAAAAGGAUUAUCACAAUGGACUGCUCCACCACGGAGUUGCAUGCUGUACCAAAAGCAUUGUUAAGACUUCCAAAUGCAGUGAGAGGCUGUGAAGUGUAUCUCUCUCGAAUGCCUUGCCUCAGUUGUGCAAAAUUUUUGGUUCAAGCACAAGUCUCCAAAGUGUCCUACUGGCCUAAUCUUGAAAUGCAAAUCACAGAAACAAGUAUGAAUCAACUUGAAGUGGAAACAAAACAGGUUGACAGCAUCUUUAGAGAAAGCUAUAUCACUGCAGAAAUCUACAUACCAAUUCUAGAUUAUAAAACAGUGGAUGAGAAGAUUUUUCCAAAGACUGGAUCACCUGACUAUCAUAUGACACUUGCUCCAAUUAAUUCCAUAUUUGACCAGAAAGCAUCACGUAAACUUCUGGAAAUACUUAACCUGCAGCAUGUUAAAAAAGAGAAUCAAUUCACAAAAUCAUAUAAAGAAGAGAUUAAAAAUGCACAGAAAUGCUUUCAGAAAUUGGCAAGUGGUAUUGAUAAUCAGAUAACUGAAAAAAAUGUUGAAAAAUUAGUACAUAUCAUUACACAUAAAAAUUCUGAAUAUAUUCAUCCAUUACAGCUCUGUUACUUACUAGCAGCAAGAAAUGAUAGUUAUAAUGCUGGAGUGGGAACACUGAUCUACCAUAAAGACAUCAUUGUUGCUGUUGGCUACAAUGGAUAUCCAAAAGGGACAGUGAAUAGUCUGUUUGCAAAGAAGGAUGACGGCAGUUUUGAUGAGUGGGGAGUCAUAUGUGCAGAAGCUAAUGCAAUCAUUUUGAGAACUGAGGAAGAUCUGAAUGGCGCUGUAUUAAUCACCACAGUGGAGCCCUGCAGUGACUGCAUGAAACUGAUUGAACAAAUGAAGAUACAGAAAGUCAUUUGGCCUGAUCGAGUGAGAAAUGACCAAGCAAAAGAAGCAACUGAAGAUCCAGCAAAUAGUGGAGUACCACAGCUCAUGAAACCUAGAGGAGUCGUAGAUCUGACCAAGUCGUUUGAAAUGGAUGAAGAGCCAACUAAAAUAAAGGACACUGAAGAAACUUCAGUCUUAGGAGAGGAAGGAGAGAAGAAGGCUAUAGUAGCAGAGGAAGAAUUAUCAUCUGGGAAAGCCACUGUAACUUCCUCAGAAGCAUCUGCCUUGCAAGGAGAUGAUUCUGAUGUAACAAAAGAUGUCAGUGAAGAAACAAUGCCUCUAGUUUCUUAGAUUGAAUCAUUGAAGUUUGCAUCCCAUAAUGGAGAAGAACCAUGUGUGAAAGCAGUAGAAGACGAAGGAAUAAACAUCUGGAAUAAUCAAAAUCCUCAUUCUCACUCAAAUAUUGGGAAAAUGAACUUGAAAUGUCGGGGAUUCUAUGACUUGUUAUAACUUUACUAAGAUUUAUAGGUGUCUCUCUCCAGGAAUUUUGGCAAAAAAAAUGCAGAAAACGUAUGUUUUGCUAGCAGCAAAAAUUUAUUUUUAUUAUUACAAUAAUGGAUGGAGGUUUCAGAUGAGAUUGUGGAAUCCCAUUGUGCUAAGCACUUUACAAACACAGUGACAGUUCCUGUCUAAAAAGAGGCCCCUGGGCGGGCAGGAGGGGAAGCCCCAGCCCAUGGGGCCAGUGGGGUCCGUGCCGGGCACAGGGGCGGUGCUUGGCCUGGCUCGGAGGGCACAGAGCAAGGCGCAGGGGCAAGAGCACAGCCCCAGCCCACUGCCCCCACUGCCCUGGGGCCGGGACUUUGCCUGGGGCCGUGGGGGCAGCAGUGGCGCAGUCUGGCGGAGUGCAGAGACCCAGCAGAUGCCUGGCCGGCGCUGGUGCUGGGGCCUCCCCGGGCCGGCGGCUCUGCUGGGUCCCGGCGCCCUGUGCCCGCCGGAUGUGCCUUGCUGCCCAUGGCCCUGGGCAGGCAGGUACCGACCCUGCCGUGGGGGGCUGCGGCCAUGGGCAGAGCCGGCUUGGGCAUGGGGAGGUGGCCCCGCACAGGCGGGCAUGCACCCCACCUCACCCUGCACACGGCCGGGGCAGGGGCAGGGUUUGCACACGCAUACUCACACAGGCAGGGGCCGGGAUGAACACAGGUGGAUGGGCAGGUACGCAGCAUCCAGGGGUGAGCACAGGUGUGCACACACCCAUGCACUCAGAAACACACAUGCAUGCACAUAUGCGCACGUGCACACCCGCCUCCACACACAUGUUCACGCACACAAAGUUGUGGGCACUACAUGCAUACGCAUUCUCGUGUACACCUCAGGCCAUAUAGCCCCCCUUUUCUCUUCCUGACUAGCGCAGGGCCAAGGGGGCAUUCCAUGGGCAGAGGUGCCUGCCCCAGCCUCCAGCACCCAACCCUACUUUUUCUGUAACUGGUUUAGAGGCUGCCUCUGUCAUGACCAUGGUGGGUCUCACUACUCCACACAUGGAGAGCCCAUGGGGCCACCUUGCACAAAUGCAACCAGUAGCAGGCAUUGGCUGAUGGAAGGCAUUUUUACUGGUGCCAACAGGCUAAGAGACACUUGGGAGGGAAGUGGGAGUUGGUGGGCAAGCAGUGCCUGCAGCCUGAGUGCAAAUGAAUUAGGGUUAGUGUGGACCCAGUUGGACAGGGCAGGGGAAGUUGAGAUGAGAAGGAAGGCAGGCUGGGGGUAGCGGCUUUGUGCUGCUGCGAGAUGAAACUAGGAUGCUCUGGGAGGGGAAACAAGGUCUAGUGGCUUAGAGCAGGGGGCCUGGGACUUUUACCUAAUCAUGCCCUGCCUUGGGGUCCUGGCUGUAGGGGAACACCCCGCUGUGGUUUGGAAUAGAAGAGACUAGGUGGGCACUUCUACUGCUUACCAUUUCUCCUCCCCCAGAGUGAUGCUCAUGUAGAUCAGGCUUGUCCAACAUACGGCCCGCGGGAUGAUAAAAUAUGAAUAUGGCUCGCCAGCCCACUGGGUGAUAAAAAGUUCAUGGUUCGGCCCCACAUUCAAAAAAGGUUGGACACCCCUGGUGUACAGGAAUGUCAACCACUGGGUGGCAGUAUAGCAGUUUUCUCCUCUUCAGGAUGUAUGUUAUUCUCUGUUAAGUUUGUGGGACAUAUUUUGUUGCAGCAUUUGACUCUGUUUAGUUCUGUGGAAUCAUAAUAAACAGGUAUCCCGUAUGAUGUAUUGUUGACUUCCUAUUCACAAAUCAUGAAGGAUCAGGUUGAUUUUGUGGGGUAGCAAGUUAAACCCAGAUGCUAUUAAGUAACAUGUAAUUAGCUUCAUAAACCUAGAUCUUUUGUACAGUUAAUUGUACCUUUAACAUUCCAUAUGGGAUUUUCAAGAGCUGAAGGGAGCAAGGCAUGCCAUUUUCACUGAAUUCCUUCUUUAUCAUCCUUGCUACCAUUCAUUUCUGAUCGACUUCUCAGCAUUGCUGCCUCCUACACCAAUUCCCUUCAUGUUAUCCUGCAACAUCAUUAGUAUAGUAUUUUAGACAGGGUAUGAAGCUGAUGCCAAAUAUUUCCUUUCUUUCUUAUUGCUAAAAGUAAUAUCUGUCACUUGCAGUUUCUGGAUUAUCUAAGCAUGUUCUAUCAAUCACUAGCAUGUGUAUUUCAUGUCCAAUAAAUCAUCUAUUAUCAAUAACAAA